AGCCGAGGCGACUGACAGAGACGCGGCUCGAGUGGCAGACGCAGCCCGGGCUGGUCCAGGUUCAAGGACGGGGUCGAAGGAAACACCAUCAGGCGAAACGAUGGCAGCGUUCCAAGAGAUCGAUCAGCCGGCCGCGUCACGUCGAGGCCCUCGUUGUCGCCGACACGACCAUGAUGGCUUUUCAUCAGGACGGCGACGUCGAGACGUAUCUCCUGACCAUCAUGAACAUGGUGUCGUCCCUCUACCUGGACCCCACCAUCGGCAAUUUCAUCAACGUCGUCGUCGUCAGGAUCAUCCUCGUCGAGGAGGACGAGGCGGAACAAGGGUUGGACAUCACGGUGAACGCGGACAGGACGCUGUACAAUUUCUGUAAGUGGCAACAGAAGCUGAACCCCACGGACGACUCCCAUCCGAACCACCACGACGUCGCGAUUUUGGUGACGAGGCAGGACAUCUGCUCGAGGGCAAACACCCCGUGCAGCACCCUGGGUGUCGCCCACGUAGCCGGCAUGUGCCAGCCGGACCGCAGUUGCAGCGUCAACGAGGACAAUGGGAUCACCCUGGCGCACACGAUCACGCACGAGUUGGGACACAAUUUCGGCAUGUACCACGACACGGAGAAGAUCGGCUGCAGUAAACGAGACGGUGACACUUUGCACGUGAUGACGCCGACGUUCGAGGUGGACACCAUAGGAGUGGCCUGGUCCAGAUGCUCCAGGAGAGACAUCACCAAUUUCUUGGACCAAGGUAAAGGGGUAUGCUUGGAGGACGAGCCGGCAGACAACGAUUACGCGUAUCCGGACUUGCCACCCGGCGCGAUGUACAAUGCGGAGCACCAGUGCAGGCUGCAGUUCGGCGUCCGCGAAGCCUCCGUCUGUUCUCCGUUGCAGGAGAUCUGCUCGAAAUUGUGGUGCAUCGUCGACGGCAUUUGCACCACUAUGCUUCAUCCGGCCGCCCCGGGGACACAUUGUGGCAAACACAUGUGGUGCCAGAACCAAGAAUGCGUGCCGAUCGUGGACAGGCCGAGGCAGAUCGACGGCGGCUGGGGCGAAUGGGGAUCGUGGAGCGAGUGCUCUAGAUCCUGCGGCGCCGGUGUCUCGAUCGUCGAGCGGAAAUGCGACCAUCCGGAGCCGGCUCACGGGGGUAAGUUCUGCAUCGGCGAGAGGCGCCGUUACAAGAUCUGCAACACGCAACCCUGCCCGGAGGGCACGCCCAGCUUCAGGGCCGUGCAAUGCAGCAAUUACGACGGCAAGGAGUACAAAGGGAAGAACUACACCUGGCUGCCGUACUUCGAUCAAACGGAACCUUGCGAAUUGUAUUGCACCGACACGGAGGAAAGCGUGAUCGUGCCAUGGGGCGAGGCCGCUCUCGACGGCACGCCGUGCAACGUCGGCACCAGGGACAUGUGCAUCGCCGGUAUUUGCAGAAAGGUCGGCUGCGACUGGUCGGUCGAUUCCGACGCGACGGAGGAUCGUUGCGGAAUCUGUCACGGGGACGGGACGCAGUGCGAAACCACCGGUGGCGUUUACGACAAAAACGACGGGCCCGGGUACAAAGAGGUGGUGGUGGUACCAUCUGGCUCCCGGAACAUCAAGAUCGAGGAGAUCGGCAACAGCAAGAAUUACAUCGGCAUCGGCGUACCGAACUCGGACAAGUACUUCCUCAAUGGGAAACGGCAGAUCACGUUAGCCGGAGAGUACGAGGUAGCCGGGACUCCAGCGUUGUACGAACGGGAUCGCGACAGAGAGAAGAUCAGGAUCCCUGGACCGAUCAAAGAGGACAUUGCAGUCUACUUGAUUUCCAGAGGACACUACCGCAACUUCGGGCUGCGUUACGAGUACACGGUGCCGAAGAAGGAGCCUGAUCGCGCGCCGGAAUACUAUUGGGAAUUUUCGGACUGGUCAUUGUGCACCGUGACUUGCGGCGGUGGCACGCAGGUCUCCAAGGCUCUUUGCAGGGAGAGGAAGAGCGGAGUAGUGGAGGACCAUUUCUGCGAGGGCAUCAAGCUGCCGGAAACUAUGUGGCGGGACUGCAACACGAACCCCUGUCCUGCUAGAUGGUGGAUCGGCCCGUGGCAAAUGUGUCCGGUGACGUGCGGAGAGGGUGCGCUUCGGAAACGAUCGGUGAUGUGCGUGUCCUCCGGAAUGGGGCCCGAUCGUUCGGACUUGGCGUUGCCGGAUCGCGACUGCAACAGAGACGUGAAACCGGAAGAGGUCAGCCUUUGCCCGAAUCUGCCGGCAUGCGGCUCGACCACGGAGGCGCCCUUGAUCGUCUACGCGGACAACAAGGACGCCUCCUUCUACAACGUGAGCUCGAACGAUCAGGACGGCAUCACGAUCGUCGACGGUCUGACCACCGAGGAGCCGGAGAUCCUCGAGUUCGACAACGUCGUGGACGAGAACCCGGACAACUCUAUGUACAACACCAAGUCGAAAUGGAUCGUUUCGAAAUGGAGCCACUGCGCGAACAGAAAGAGGAGCAGGAAGGUCAGCUGUUCGGUGCAGGGCGACUGCAAUCCCGAGAACAAGCCGGCGACCGUAGAGUUCUGCCAGGGCGGUAGGUGGGUCACAGGAAGAUGGGGAUCUUGCAACGCGACUUGCCUGGCAAGGGUCGGCGUUAAGAGCAGGGAAGUCGACUGUCGUGACCGUGUAACGGAAUUACCGUCGGACGAUUGCAACCCCGAGAGAAGGCCAAUCGAUACGAGGCGUUGUUAUCAUAGGCGGCAAUGCGCGAACGAUAAAUCCGAAUGCAAGGACACCAUCGUUCCAGCCUCCGUCUGCACGACGUACAAACGCAUGUGCGACGUGUCAUCGAUCGUCCAGGAGAAAUGUUGCGCCACGUGUUUCAAAAAACGCCGACACAGCCGGCAAAAUAAAAGGCACAUCAUCGACGAUUGACCGAUCGACGAUUCGGUCAGCAGGACCAGCGAAAGCCGUCUGAACGGAUGCGAGAAUCGUUUAUGAAUCACGCUUUUCCGUGAAACAGAAUCCGUCCCAGUUGCGCGCGUUUGUUUUUGAUGUUCUCCAAGUGCAUCGACAAACUUGCUGCAUCGCAGAAGCUCUGCGGAUGCAUGAUAAAUUUCCUACAUUCCUUCCACGCGUUUUCUCGAGAGCAAUGACCUCAAAUCAAGGUCAGAGUUGUUCGACGAGAGUCAUUAGUCCGUGCUGGCAUUCCAGUGCGAACAAUACUAUGAGAUUACACUUGUAACAGAAAAUUAAUUUCAGGCGUACCAUUGCUUCGAACAUAAACAAAUAACAUUAUUUAUAGUUCUUUUUUCAGAUAUAGUGGUUCUAACGGUGCGAAAUAGAGAAAUUAAAAUGUGCACGGUGUGCAAACGUUUGUAUAUACAAGUUCUCGAUGUGUUCUUUAAUCGAAAAGAGUAUGUAGAAGCGAACUUUUGUAUUUAGCGUUGCAGAUUGAUUACCAUUUUUGAACAACGGUUGUAGAAUAGAAACGAUCGAUGUGCCAAGUAACAAAAUUUUGCUGGAAAACAAUCGUAUGCUUCGGAAAGAGUGAAGUAACAACAGCUUUGUCUAAUUCAAAUGUACAUUUUCUGCAUUGUAUUAUCACAGUUUAUGUGUACCGAUUUUUUUUUACAAUAACCAGCUCCGUUUCUCCGUGGUACUCUCUUCUUGUACAAUCGUAAAUGUGAGACUGCAGUCAUUUAUGUAACACCAACUUACGUGAUGUGCAUUGUAUAAAAAUAAAAUAAAACUUUUUGAUAAUCCUUUGCUGCGAA
Messenger RNA from Megalopta genalis, 3739 nucleotides. Lineage: Eukaryota; Metazoa; Arthropoda; Insecta; Hymenoptera; Halictidae. The record is from RefSeq and is a predicted model, not a curated record.